AUGGAUAAAAGUAAAUCUCCCGUCCGUCGCGCAAAACGUCAAUCGAAAGUGGUAGAGGAAAAUUUUUGGGACUGCAGCGUCUGCACCUUUCGCAAUACAGCUGAAGCUUUCAAGUGUUUAAUGUGCGACGUAAGAAAAGGAACUUCAACGCGAAAGCCCCGGCUUAAUUCGGCUCUAGCAGCACAGCAAGCGGCCACGCAGGCCUUUCCUGGGGCGUCAGGUUGUGGACAAGCCGUACCGAAUGUGAAAUCUCCUGGUAACGCAAAAAGUUUACGCAUCAAAAACAAACGAUCAAAGCAUCCAGCUCGGUUAAAAAAUAUUGAUCGCUCAAGCGGCCAGACGCGUGAAGUAACUGUUAAUUCGGUAACCGUAGUUAUCACCGAAUACAAACCAAAGCCAUCUGUUAGUCGGCACGAUUCGAGUGAAAGUUUUAGUGAAAGUAAUGAUUCUAGAAGUUAAGUACUUCCUAUAACUGCCUUGGAAGCUAGCUACAUACCAGCAUCAGUUCUCGAUGUAAACAAAUAAGGCAUAAAGUCGACUUGAUUGAGAAUGAAAAGUAUAACAGUAAAAUUUUCAUUGUUUUACUUAACAUAGUGAAAAACCAUCCUGCUACAAAAAAAUGUCCAAGUAGAAAACAUCGAAUUACUUCCAUUA
This is a messenger RNA of Anopheles nili, 654 nucleotides long. It is a transcript of the gene RYBP, whose product is annotated as YY1-associated factor 2. Gene Ontology annotation, biological process: positive regulation of DNA-templated transcription. The record is from RefSeq and is a predicted model, not a curated record. Lineage: Eukaryota; Metazoa; Arthropoda; Insecta; Diptera; Culicidae. The coding region runs from base 1 to 459 and encodes 152 amino acids. Gene Ontology annotation, cellular component: nucleus. Gene Ontology annotation, molecular function: transcription coregulator activity; DNA binding. The transcript is spliced from 2 exons.